Messenger RNA from Pseudo-nitzschia multistriata, 1929 nucleotides. The record is from the annotation of a GenBank genome assembly. Lineage: Eukaryota; Bacillariophyta; Bacillariophyceae; Bacillariales; Bacillariaceae.
GUCUUUCUGACGGAAAAUCUUUCCUUCAACUCUCGUAUGGUAUUACUCGUACCGAUACGGAAGUAUGAAAAUCUUCUGGGAUGCACAAGAACAUCAGCGUUUGCUAUCGUAUUACUACUAUUAUUCACCGAACUUGUUGCGUUCUACAAACCAGACUAUACCGGUACGCGGUCUACAAUCAACCCAAACAAAGUGCAAUUCAAGCCACUCGCCACCAUGCGCAAGAUCUCGCACUUUCUGAUGGCACUCUGUAUGCUUGCGGUGGAACGCUCCGCAUCGUCGUCGUCCUCUCCGUCGGUUCCGGCUUCGAAAAGAAACGUGAACGAUCUUUCUCGCUGGGCGAGUGAGCAGGGCGUGGUGAUGCACGAAAGCCUCCGGUGGAAACAGCAAGCGGCAAACGAAGAUGACGACGGCAACGACGACAAUAUCGGUGUGGAGCUGACCGAACCGGUGGAACCGGGAACCGUCCUGCUCAAGGUCCCCCGGAGUAUCGUCUUCGACGCCGGUCGCAUCCGGAGCGAGCUCGAGGCGGAGUCGCCGGAAAAGGUAGGGGCAGCCCUCGCCCGGCUGCGCAGCGAUGGGUUCGAGCAACACGCGGAGGGAUUCUUCAUCUUUGCCAAGGUGCUGCGGUGCUGCCUGGAGGGGGAGUCCUCGGCCUGGGCUCCCUACAUCCAGUCCCUCCCGAGGAAUUUCGUCGAGUUUUCCAGCGCAGAAAAAAGCUGCCUCCCGUAUUACGCCAAGUACAUCGCCGACUACCAGGAAGAGAAACUCGCUUCUUUUUGCGAGGCGGCCUUUGGAUCGGGCCUCGUCUCGGAGGCGCCUGGAAGCAGCGAGCAGGCCCGUUUUGCCUUUUGCGCCGUCAGCAGCCGAUUCUGGAAGACCUCCUCCACCGAAGAGGGGACGGCUGCACUCAUGAAGGGGAUGGGGGAUUCAUCUUCCUCUCCAACAACAAAGCAACCUACGUCGGAGCUGGUUCCCGUUGGAGAUAUGUUCAACCACCGUGAGCCACCCAACGUUGCCAUUGCACACGAGGGCGACGACUAUGUCAGUUUUGUCUACAAGGGCAACACCAGCGGGGACGAGGACAACCUCGACCUCUACAUUACCUACGGGCAACCAAGCAACCCGCACCGGUUUCUCGGGGUAUUUGGAUUUGUUCCCGUCGCCGACAUGCCCAAUCUCUGGUCCCACCUGGUCUACGUGGACAACCCCUUUACGGAAAACGUCGAAGCCAUGACCUUUCGGACCUCCGACGGACACAUCCCAAAGCAAGUCUGGGACGCCGUCCUGUACGCGCUUCUGGAACCCAAGCACCCGCCAGGCGAGCCACCGGAGUUUACAGAGGAGCAGCACACCAAGUACCGGAGCUACACGGCCGACAUCCUCAAGGGCCACAUCGAGAAGCAGCUGGAGGAGCUGGCCACCCUCAAAAAGAAGAUACAGAUGGUCGAAGCGAUCGGGGGGAGCAGCAACGGGAAUAUCGGUCUGGUGCGCCAGCACAACGAGUUCCUGUCGGGCGUCUUUGAAAAGGCAGCGAAGCAGGUCGGGGGCGACCCGCAAGAGGAACGAACGUAGCACAGCAUAGCAGAGCAUAGCAUAGCAUAGCAUAGCACAACCUAGCGAAUAUUCUACUCGUGCACUCUCAAAGCAGCACGCACCUUCCGCAGCCAUACCAAAUCUCGGUAUUUUACGUGUUGCGUUUCCGUUAGGAGUACAACUUACAAAGAUCACCAGCAAAAUAAACUUGCAAGUGGAAGCCGAACGGGCGGGAUGCCAGCAAAAAAACUUGGUCGAAGCUAGAACAGACAAGGCAUCUCGAACAGAAAACGACCUUGUGCAGUCUGUAAGUUUAGGAUUAUGCAGAGAUAUAGGUAUGCUAUUGGUCCUACUGUUCGCAUCCUGUGCUGGCAGUAAAUCACUAAUUCAUCU